Messenger RNA from Alternaria arborescens, 2577 nucleotides. Its product is annotated as Patatin-like phospholipase domain-containing protein. NCBI's taxonomy places the organism in Eukaryota, Fungi, Ascomycota, Dothideomycetes, Pleosporales, Pleosporaceae. The transcript has 2 exons. Gene Ontology annotation, biological process: lipid metabolic process. Gene Ontology annotation, molecular function: triacylglycerol lipase activity. The record is from RefSeq and is a predicted model, not a curated record. Bases 1 to 2577 code for a protein of 858 amino acids.
AUGGCUGACGUAGAUAAAGGGACAGACGGCCCAGAGCCAUACUCGUCGGCGGGCUUCGACUUCACCCUGCUACCGGACUACGACAACGACUUUGUCCAGGAAGAGCACUUUGUCGAAUUCGAGAAGGCCUUGGCCGCGCCCGAAAACUCUCCCUCGACCGAAGACCUCACAGCGCCGCCGCCCGAGCGAACCUUCAUCUCCGCCCUCAACGACUGGCGCCCCGUCCACCAGCGCGUCAAGCGGCGCAAGAAGAGCAAAGCGCCCCCGCGACGCGGCAAGGAUGAGACGCGCGAAGGCUUCGUCUACGUACUUCUCAAGUGGCCACUACUGCUAGUGGUGUUGGGCUGGCUGCUGUUCCUGAGCAUAGCCUACGUCUUCACUCGCCUGUACAUCUACCUGUACGAACACUGGAUAACAUGGCGAGGCACACGCCAGAGACUAAGACAGCGACUGAACGACGCGAGAUCGUAUGAGGAGUGGAUAGAGGGGGCAAAGGAGCUGGACGCAUACCUGGGCAACGAAUCAUGGAAGGAGAAGGCUGACUACGCAUACUAUGACAGCAAGACCAUCGCAAGAGUACAUCAACAGAUGGUCAAACUACGCGAGAAAGCCGAAGCAGAGGAAAGGGCUGGAUCAGGAUCAAACGCCUCCAAAGGCCAACACACUGCUGUUGAGGACCUCCGCGCGCUCUUGGAAGCUUCGAUGAAGAACAACUUCGUAGGAUUUGAAAACCCGCGAUUGUACAGCGAAACUUACUACGGAACGAAAGAUCUCGUUCAGAAGUUCGUCGACGAAGCCGAGACAUCGCUCGCUUUCCUCUUGCGGACCAACCAGCUCGAUGCAGAGAACAAGCGCGCCCUGUUCAAACACCUCGGCAGCAACUUCGGUCGCACUGCACUAUGUCUGUCCGGAGGAGCGACCUUUGCAUACUACCACUUUGGUGUGGCCAAAGCUCUGAUGGAUGCCGAACUGCUGCCAGAGGUCAUCACGGGUACAUCUGGAGGAGCGCUCGUGGCUGCACUGCUAUGCACAAGGACCGACGAAGAGCUAAAGAAGCUGCUCGUACCAGCUCUGGCUCAUCGAAUUACAGCAUGUCACGAAGGCAUCCUCACUUGGUCAAAGAGAUGGUACAAGACAGGAGCGAGAUUCGACAGCGUCGACUGGGCAAAGAAAUGUGCUUGGAUGACCCGUGGCAGUUUGACCUUCAAGGAGGCAUACCAGAGGACCGGGCGCAUACUGAACGUCUCAUGUGUGCCCUCAGACCCACACUCGCCCACUAUCUUAGCCAACUACAUCACAGCCCCAGACUGCGUCGUCUGGUCAGCAGUCCUGGCAUCUGCUGCCGUUCCGGGCAUACUCAAUCCGGUGGUAUUGAUGAAGAAGAACAAGGACGGCAGUCUUUCGCCCUACUCUUUUGGACAUAAGUGGAAAGACGGCAGUUUGCGAACGGACAUUCCACUCAAGGCACUGAAUCUCCACUUCAAUGUUCGAUUCUCGAUCGUAAGCCAGGUUAACCCCCACAUUAACAUCUUCUUCUUUUCGUCCCGCGGAUCGGUCGGUCGACCUGUCACUCAUCGGCGAGGACGCGGCUGGAGAGGUGGCUUCUUAGGCUCGGCCACAGAGCAAUACCUUAAACUUGACCUCAAUAAAUGGCUCAAGGUGCUUCGGCAUCUCGAAUUGUUGCCUCGCCCGCUCGGCCAAGACUGGAGUGAGCUUUGGCUGCAGCGCUUCAGCGGCACUAUAACCAUCUGGCCCAAAUCCAUACCUUCAGACUUUGUUUAUAUACUUACUGACCCCACGCCGCAACGAUUAGCACGCAUGAUACACGUUGGUCAACAAUCAGCUUUCCCCAAACUGAAAUUUAUUGCGAACCGCGCAAAAUUAGAAUACGCUAUUCAAGAAGGGAGGCGAAAGUUCAGACCUCGUGGUGCACGCGAUGACGAUAUAGUUAACGCUUUGAGCGAGGAAGACCUCCGCAGCUUGCUGAAGCGCACAAGAAGCGAUGGUCCGGAGGAUGGUGCUCUGUACCCAGCAUCGGGAUCAGAGUCCUCGUCGACAGCAGAACCAUCGCGACCUGGUUCGCCCGUGAAUCUUCCUCUCGGCUUCACGUUCGCUCGCAAGAAGAAGAAUGCGCCGGCUGAACUGGCAGUCACAGAUGACAAACUAGACGUUCCUGAUAGUCCGUCACUGGGGAAACGAUUGAGCGGAUGGUGGUCCGCCAUGUCACCUCAAGCUACAACACACUCUACAGAGCUCAAGUCUCGCCCACGCGAUCCGCGAUAUACUCACGACCGUCCGAAUUCGAUGUUCGAAUUCAGACCAUCCGGCGACAUGAUAGGCAUUCCCAAAGGAAGAAAGCAGAGCGAGGUUUUCGACGACUCGGACAACGCAGACGAAUCUCAGGACACUUCUAGACGCAGACAGCAGCACAAGGGGGGCGCAUUUGGUGACACGGAUGCCGGUAUGGAAGACGCUGACGACCAUGGCGAGGCAGCAGAUUUUGGCGAUGAUGAAAGAGAUCAAGAUGAAGUGCAGAAUGUUGGAGUAGGACUUGGUCUUGAGGGACAAGCCUUGUAG